CCUCAGUAUCACGAAAUGAUGGCUAUACUAACGCCAGCCAGUCUUGGCGCCAUACAAAAGGUGCCGGCGGUGGCCAGACUUUCCACCGCGCCGAAGCUGGGGAUUGACCCAAACCUCUUCGUUCGUCUCCAUUGUCGCCGCUGACCACCUCCGCGUUCGUUAAGGCGAAUGCAGCAAGGUCGAAAAUUCCAUUUCCAUCAAACCCUUCACCUAUAUUGCUAGAUCCCCCUAUGCGACAAACUACCAUGCGCUGAUCGCUCCCAUCCGGAAGCUCCUUAGUUGCAGUUGAUCUCACCCCAGCCGGCGCCAUCAAAUCACCACCAUGACCAUCACAUCGGUGCAGUCGGUUCUCCCGACUCGCUUUGCGAUGUCCUCGUCCGAGAAUGGUGCCGCCAAACCUCCCCCUAAAAUAUACCAUGCGCAGGAUCCUCCUUUCAAAGGCUACCAGCCACCGCAGCCGGAGGGGUACGAGCAGAGCAGAUCCAAGCCUGAUACCAGCGCCAUCGUGAUUGACAAUGGAUCGAAUCUCGUCAAAGCCGGAUGGUCAUUCGACCAAAGCCCCCGUUUCAUUCUGCCGCCUGUGAUGAGUCGCUACAGGGACCGAAAAUUAAACAAAGCCUGUCAGUUUAUCGGAUACGAUGCCUACGUCGAUGCUACUACGCGUGGGCAGCUGCGCUAUGCGUUCGAUCCGGGCACCAGUGUGGUUGGCAACUGGGAUGUGAUGGAAGGAGUGCUUGACUAUCUGUUUAUCAAACUGGGAAUUGAUGGGGCCAAUGGAGGAGUUGACAGACCUAUUGUCAUGACAGAACCUAUUGCAAAUCUCAAUUACCCGAGAAAAAUGAUGAACGAGAUCCUGUUCGAGUGCUACUCCGCUCCCUCCGUCGCGUACGGUAUCGAUUCACUCUUCUCCUACCGAUAUAACCGUGGAACGGAUGGCCUCAUUGUUUCCUCGUCGCACACUUCGACGCACGUCAUUCCCGUCCUCAAUUCGAAAGCCCUGCUAUCCAACUGUUCGCGCCUGAACUGGGGUGGUAUGCAUGCCUCGGAAUACCUCUUAAAAUUAAUGCGACUGAAAUACCCCACCUUCCCCGCGAGGAUGACUGAAAACCAGAUGGAGGAUCUUGUGCACCGCCACUGUUAUGUUUCCAAAGACUACGACCAAGAAAUAAGCAGCUACUUAGAUUGGACCGGUUUGGAAGACAGAGACCAUGUGAUCCAAUACCCGUAUACGGAGCACAUUGUGCCUGAGAAGACAGAGGAAGAAUUAGCCCGGAUUGCAGAGAGGAAAAAGGAAAGUGGGCGCCGACUACAAGAGCAAGCCGCCAAGAUGAGGCUUGAAAAGCUCAUGAAGAAAGAGCAGGAAUUAGAGUACUACAAAGACCUGCAGCGUGGUCUUCAGUCCGAGACGAAGAAAGAGAUGAAGCGCAUUCUGGAUGCUGAAGAUCUGAAGGACGAAGCACAUCUCGAGAGGUUGAUCCGGGACCUUGAGCGGUCCAUCAAACGAUCCAGGAACAGAGAUCUAGGGGUUGAAGAAACCGAAGAACCUCCGGAGGAAAUGUCGUUCCCUCUACUAGAUGUGCCAGACGAGGAGUUAGACGAGGCUGGAUUGAAGGAAAAGCGCCAUCAGCGACUCAUGAAAUCCAAUGUCGAGGCGAGGCAACGAGCAAAGGCAGAGAAAGAACGGGAAAAGGCCCGUCGCGAAGAAGAAGAGCGUCUAGAUCGCGAAAAGCGAGAGAACGAUUUUGAAGGCUGGGUUUCUGAGCGAAGAGCCAUGCGCCAGAAUAUUCUCCAAAAAAUCAAAGAGCGUGAUAGGAUGAAGGCGGAUCUCGGAAAUCGCAAGUCGCUCGCCAGUCAGAUGCGUAUGAAGACUCUCGCCAAUCUUGCUGCAGACGGCCCCAAGAAGCGAAGGAGAGGUGGAGACGAUGAUAAUUUCGGAGCCAAUGACGAGGAUUGGGGCGUUUACCGAACGGUAGCCACUGGAGAUCAAAGUGACGAGGAGGAGGAGGAGGACCUUGGUGGAAUGCUCGGUAACGUGGAGAAGGAGCUUCUCGAACACGACCCGGAAUUCACGGAGAACCAUACGCUCGCUGCGCAGUCCGACUGGACGAAGAGCUUGGUUCACGUAUUCCUUCGUGGUCCCUGGCCCUUUGACCCAGAGAGCCAACGUGAGGCGCAUCAAAUCCACCUGAACGUGGAACGAAUCCGGGUGCCUGAGGUCGUCUUCAAACCCUCCAUCGCGGGUGUUGACCAGGCAGGAUUGGUUGAAAUUGCCGCCGACAUUGUCAAUCAAAGAUUCUCGAGUCCGGAAGAACAGGUGAAGUUACUGCGGGAUGUCUUCCUAACCGGUGGCAACUCUCUUUUCCAGAACUUCGACGAACGAUUCCAGAAAGAGUUCCGAGCCUUCCUUCCUGUUAAUACGAAGUUGGCUGUCCGUCGCGCCGCCGAUCCAGUGUUAGAUGCUUGGAAGGGAGCUGCUCAAUGGGCCUCGGGGGCGGAGUUGGCCAAAUCCUCCAUUUCACGAGCAGAGUAUCUCGAGAAGGGCAGUGAAUAUCUCAAAGAGCACAGUCUGGGCAAUGUCACUUCGUGGUAAUUAGCUGCCAGCUGCAAGGAUACGACUAGACUAAUGUCGACUACAAAGUACGGCGGUAGGACUCGGGAGUCGGGCGUAUAAAUUGGUCGUUAUUUGGAUGAGAUUUAUGGCUUCUACAGAGUCAUCAAGGAUCGCAAAACAUUAACUAUCUGUACUACAUUAUUCAUCAGAGACUAUCAGGUAGCAAGCAUCCAUAUUGAAUUCCUCGGUUUACAUUGGCAGUUUGUAUAAUUCUUCCUUACCUCUAUACUGGUUUAAUAGUUAAUAAUUUAAAUUAUUC
Aspergillus ochraceoroseus IBT 24754 is the source of this 2870-nucleotide messenger RNA. RefSeq names its product actin-related protein ARP5. The transcript has 5 exons. The record is from RefSeq and is a predicted model, not a curated record. The coding region runs from base 323 to 2590 and encodes 755 amino acids. NCBI's taxonomy places the organism in Eukaryota, Fungi, Ascomycota, Eurotiomycetes, Eurotiales, Aspergillaceae. Gene Ontology annotation, biological process: regulation of DNA-templated transcription. Gene Ontology annotation, cellular component: cytoplasm; Ino80 complex.